Molecule: messenger RNA, 1862 nt
Organism: Cuculus canorus (common cuckoo)
Lineage: Eukaryota; Metazoa; Chordata; Aves; Cuculiformes; Cuculidae
Gene: PUF60
Product: poly(U) binding splicing factor 60
Exons: 11
Coding region: 116-1711 (531 amino acids)
Biological process (GO): mRNA splice site recognition; regulation of alternative mRNA splicing, via spliceosome; alternative mRNA splicing, via spliceosome
Cellular component (GO): precatalytic spliceosome; catalytic step 2 spliceosome
Molecular function (GO): RNA binding
Source: RefSeq, a predicted model, not a curated record
UCGCGAGAGUUCUUCAUCACUCCCUUGUGCUUUCUCCGAGAUCACGUGAGAUUUCCUCUUCCCGCCUCCCGAGAUCUCGCGAGACUCGCGUGCCGCGGCCGGCGGGGAAGACAAGAUGGCGGCCACGACCACCAUCGCCCUGGGCACGGAGUCCAUCAAGAUGGAAAAUGGACAAAGCACGGCAGCCAAGCUGGGACUUCCCCCUCUCACGCCGGAGCAGCAGGAGGCUCUGCAGAAGGCGAAGAAGUACGCGAUGGAGCAGAGCAUCAAGAGCGUGCUGGUGAAGCAAACCAUCGCCCACCAGCAGCAGCAGCUCACCAACCUGCAGAUGGCAGCAGUGACAAUGGGCUUUGGAGAUCCUCUCUCACCUUUACAAUCGAUGGCGGCGCAGAGGCAGCGUGCCCUGGCCAUCAUGUGCCGUGUCUACGUGGGCUCCAUCUACUACGAGCUGGGCGAAGACACCAUUCGCCAGGCCUUUGCCCCCUUCGGACCCAUCAAAAGCAUUGACAUGUCCUGGGACUCCGUCACAAUGAAGCACAAGGGCUUUGCCUUUGUGGAAUACGAGGUCCCCGAGGCCGCGCAGCUGGCGCUGGAGCAGAUGAAUUCCGUCAUGCUGGGGGGCAGGAACAUCAAGGUUGGGAGGCCCAGCAACAUCGGGCAGGCGCAGCCCAUCAUAGACCAGCUGGCGGAAGAGGCUCGGGCCUUCAACCGCAUCUACGUGGCCUCCGUGCACCAGGACCUGUCAGACGACGACAUCAAGAGCGUGUUCGAGGCCUUCGGGAAGAUCAAAUCCUGCACGCUUGCCAGGGAUCCCACGACAGGGAAGCACAAGGGCUACGGCUUCAUUGAGUACGAGAAAGCGCAGUCUUCCCAGGACGCUGUUUCCUCCAUGAACCUCUUUGACCUCGGGGGACAGUACCUCCGUGUUGGAAAAGCGGUGACGCCGCCGAUGCCUCUCCUGACGCCGGCGACGCCGGGUGGAUUGCCUCCAGCGGCGGCUGUUGCUGCAGCAGCAGCCACGGCCAAGAUCACGGCACAGGAAGCGGUGGCCGGAGCCGCGGUCCUCGGCACCUUGGCGACCCCCGGGCUGGUGUCCCCGGCGCUGACGCUGGCGCAGCCCCUGGGCGCGUUGCCGCAGGCCGUGAUGGCCGCGCAGGCGCCGGGCGUCAUCACAGGCGUGACGCCGGCCCGGCCGCCCAUCCCGGUGACCAUCCCCCAGGUGGGAGUGGUGAACCCCAUCCUGGCCAGUCCGCCGGCGCUGGGCCUGGUGGAGGUCAAGAAGGAGAAGGAGGAGGAGGAGGUGUUCCAGGAGUCGGAGCGGCCGGAGAUGCUGAGCGAGCAGGAGCACAUGAGCAUCUCCGGCAGCAGCGCCCGGCACAUGGUGAUGCAGAAGCUGCUCCGGAAGCAGGAGUCCACCGUGAUGGUGCUCCGCAACAUGGUGGAUCCGAAGGACAUCGACGAUGACCUGGAAGGGGAGGUGACGGAAGAGUGCGGCAAGUUCGGGGCUGUGAACAGGGUCAUCAUCUACCAGGAGAAGCAGGGGGAGGAGGAGGACGCCGAGAUCAUCGUCAAGAUCUUCGUGGAGUUCUCCAUGGCGUCAGAGACUCACAAGGCCAUCCAGGCGCUGAACGGGCGCUGGUUCGCCGGCCGGAAGGUGGUGGCCGAGGUCUACGACCAGGAGAGGUUUGACAACAGCGACCUCUCGGCAUGAACUCUACUCCAGAGACUCGGCCGCUGCCCGCCCGGCCUCUCCGGGGAUUUUUUUAGCCGCGUGGUGACGAGCGCUCCGGGGCGGGCAGGGCUCUCGGGAUGUUCCUGUAGUUGGGAUAAAGGCACAAAGAAAGUUCCUGUGGAUGUGUGUG